Molecule: messenger RNA, 3130 nt
Organism: Temnothorax curvispinosus
Lineage: Eukaryota; Metazoa; Arthropoda; Insecta; Hymenoptera; Formicidae
Product: actin-related protein 2-like
Exons: 10
Coding region: 320-1540 (406 amino acids)
Biological process (GO): Arp2/3 complex-mediated actin nucleation
Cellular component (GO): actin cortical patch; Arp2/3 protein complex
Molecular function (GO): actin filament binding
Source: RefSeq, a predicted model, not a curated record
UUUUUCAUUGUCUCCCCCAACGAUGGAGGCUCUCGGUUUGAGUUUACUCGGAAUACUCGGAUCUGCUCGCCCGCCGUUCCUCGUGUGCGCCGAGUAAAUUCCACGUCCGGGGACGUCAAUUUCCCUUUUUCUUCCCUUCCCGUUUUCGCGCUGGAUUCCGCUACCCUCGCGCGAGUCGCCGGCUGAUGAUACGAAACGGUAUUAGUCACUCGAUGGAACUGGCGAUAUGACGGCUAUCUAAACAAGUGUGCCAAAGAGAGAGAGAGAAAGAGAGAGUGAAAAAGAUAAAUUAUUCUUUUGAACGGGAUAAUACGUCAAAAUGGACAGCAAGGGGAGGAAGAUCAUCGUCUGCGACAAUGGCACCGGGUUUGUCAAGUGCGGAUACGCCGGCGCCAACUUCCCUGCCUUUAUAUUUCCGUCUAUAGUCGGACGACCGAUAAUCAGAGCUGUCAACAAGAUCGGCGACAUCGACGUGAAGCAAGAAUAUUGCGUUCGUGAUGUGCUUAACAUGCCUGACUUAAUGGUUGGCGAUGAAGCGAGUAAACUUCGUUCUAUGUUAGAGAUAAGUUACCCAAUGCAAAAUGGGAUUGUCAGAAACUGGGAAGACAUGUGUCACGUGUGGGACUACACGUUCGGCAAGGAGAAGAUGAACAUUAAUCCUAAGGAAUGUAAAAUUCUGUUAACCGAACCACCGAUGAAUCCCAUCACGAAUAGAGAAAAGAUGAUAGAGGUGAUGUUUGAGAAGUACGGUUUCGCUGGGACGUACAUCGCGAUUCAGGCAGUACUGACGUUAUACGCUCAGGGCUUGAUCAGCGGCGUCGUUGUGGAUUCCGGCGACGGUGUCACGCACAUUUGCCCCGUGUUCGAGGAGUACGCUCUGCCACAUUUGACCAGACGGUUGGAUAUAGCCGGACGCGAUAUUACGAUGUAUUUAAUUAAAUUGCUGCUGCUGCGCGGCUACGCGUUCAAUCACUCGGCCGAUUUUGAGACGGUACGAAUGUUGAAGGAGAAACUAUGUUACAUCGGUUACAACAUAGAAACCGAAGAGAAGUUGGCUCUUGAAACCACUGUAUUAGUAGAAUCCUAUACCCUUCCUGACGGGCGUGUGAUCAAAGUGGGCGGUGAGAGAUUUGCGGCACCGGAAGCGCUCUUUCAGCCUCAUUUGAUUAAUGUCGAGGCGCAGGGAAUAGCCGAGCUGGUAUUUAGCACAAUUCAAGCGGCUGAUAUCGAUAUCAGAAGCGAGCUAUACAAGCACAUCGUUCUGAGCGGCGGUAGUACAAUGUAUCCGGGGCUUCCAUCGAGGCUUGAACGAGAAAUGAAGCAGCUUUAUCUUCAAAGAGUAUUAAAGAAUGAUAUCACUAAAUUGAGUAAAUUUAAAAUAAAAAUUGAAGACUCACCUCGGCGUAAGGACAUGGUUUUCAUGGGUGGUGCUGUAUUAGCGGAAAUAACGAAAGACCGUGAUUCCGUGUGGAUAACGCGGGAGGAAUACGAAGAGAAGGGUCUUAGUGUAUUAAAGAAAUUAGGCUCUUACGAAUCAUAAGGAAAGUCAUAGUAAUGUAGGCUACGAAAUUUUUAAUGAGCAAUCGAGUGUUUUUUAUACCUAAAAAAAAAACGUCGUUCUUGAGAGUUAGACUUGCGCCGCAGUUUUAUGAUUUGUUAUGUAAUUGUAAAAAGGUACUUUAAGAGAAGUACUUUAAAAGACUUACUAGCUGUUUGAUACUCUAGUAAACUAAUGUACUCUUUGAUUAAACGUGAUAUAAUUUCAAAUAAGUACGGCAAAAGAUGAAGGAUUUCGAAGAAGGUACAGUCGAGUAUCAUGGUUCCAGUAAAAUAUUGAAUGUGAACAUUAAAUAUUAAUUUAAUAAAAUCGUGAUUUCGUCAUAUUUCGGAUAGUUUUCGAGUGAAAUACUUUCGUCAAUCAGGUAUGAAAACGAUGUUGCAUUUAAUGUGUAUUUAUAGCUCUCAGGUAAAUGUUCAACAUAUCGAUUAAGUUUUAUUGUUACUUACGUGAUACCUGAUGAAAAAACUUCAUUCCUAUUUCCUUGUAUUUGUCAUACUAUUCUCUAAAAAAAAGGUGUAAAUACAAUUGAAAUUGUAAAAACGAUUUCAUUCGAUGUGAAACACUAUCUGCCUUUCCAUUACGGUAAUAUGUAAAGAAAAAACCGCAAGCAUGAUCGGUGCGUGACUUUACAUUUAAAGUCCCUAUUUCAUAUGCAUACAUGUUAUGAAACAUGAAUUAUACGUAAUAUAAGUGAAAAUAGCCAUUAAUCUGUUGUUGAUUAAAAACUGUUUGAAAUUAAAUAGUUAGAUUUGUAUAUAUGGAAUGUUGAGAUAUUUACAACUUUUUCUUAUUAUAAGCAACAAUGCAUAGAAUCAUAGAAUGAAAACAUAAAAUUUUAAUUAUACGUGUAUCGCAAAAUAUUUUACAAUACAAUGAUUCCAAUUUGGUUCUCAUAUCAUACUUGUUUAUGUGCUCAUUAUUGUCACACUCACAUGCAGGUCUGCGAUCUUUUUAAUUUCAGUCAAUUAUUACCAUUAAUUAUACUUUAUAUAUAAGUAUACAUAUAUUAUAGUUAUUAUUUCACGCAACACAAAAAGUUUUAAGAUAUGCAUUUACUUUUGGAUAUUCUUUCGUAAGGUGUAUUGUACAGAUAAAUGUAAUUUUUUACAAUUAUUUUCUAUUUUUACUAAGUCAUAUUAUUACUUUCUAUAAGAAGAAAUAUUUGCUCCUCUUUAAAGAAUCAUAAUUGAAGAUCAUAAAUCGGACAUUUAUUAUGCGAGAUUUAAUAUUUUAAAAAGUUAUGCAAGAAUUGAAUUUUUUGUUAAAAUUACCUCGUAAAAUACAUAAAUUAAAAGAUUAUUUGAGGGAGAGAAUUUUGUACACUGUAUAUAUAAUUUCUUAUGUUUCGUUUAUUGACAGAAAUGAAUUUGUUUCACCUAUUUCAUGCUCACCUUCCUGUGCUCUUUUUGUACGAGAAUGUAUGAGAUGAAAGGUUUGACGAAUGGGCACGAUGUGGAAAUGAUUAUUUUAUAAUAAAUCUACAACAGUCUUUAUUACGUUUUUCCAUGUGACCUUUAUAUCGCAUAGCAAUGUACACGUUUUUAUGUCCGAAUAAAAAUAACAGUACAA